UGAAAGUCUGGUUAAGUGCAGCUUUGGCUAGCAGACAUAUUGCACACGCAAAAUCAAGUUCUACAGCUAUCUAAGACAAGCAAGCAAAUUCAAGUGCUACAGCUGUCUCUGUGUAUGUCACCUGUUUAAAUAUGAAAUAAAAUUUAAAAAAAUAAAUUCAAUGUAUUGAGAAAGCAAGCAAUUCUCUCAAGGUACAUUUCUGAUAUACUAAGAUUUUAGGACUUUCCCAAAUAUGCUGUACUGAGAAAAAAUGUUACAUAACACUGAGAACCAGUACAAGUAAAUAUUACAGGUAAGUGGUCAUUUCCUACACAAGCUCAAUCAGAGGAGGAUGAAGCUCUUUUUGGAAGAAGAAAACGCCCUUAUUAAGAAUUGCAGCAAAUAAGCAAACAAGGUCCUUCAGGAUGACUUUCUUAUAUCAAAUGGUACAUUUCAUUUUAUUUACUUCAGUUUCUGGUGAAUGUGUGACUAAAUUGUUUAAGGACACCUACUUUGAAGGAGGGGACAUUGCUACAGUUUUCACACCAAGUGCCAAGUACUGCCAGGUAAUCUGCACUUAUCACCCAAGAUGCUUACUCUUCACUUUCACGGAGGAAUCACCGUCUGAGGAUCCUACCCAAUGGUUUACUUGUGUCCUGAAAGACAGUGUUACAGAAACACUGCCAAGAGUGAACAGGACAGGAGCAAUUUCUGGGUAUUCUUUCAAGCAAUGCCCACACCAAAUAAGCGCCUGUAACAAAGACAUUUAUGUGGACCUGGACAUGAAGGGUGUGAACUAUAACAGCUCAGUUGCCAGGAGUGUUCAAGAAUGCCAAGAAAGAUGCACGGAUGACAUCCACUGCCACUUUUUCACGUAUGCCACAAGGCGGUUUCCCAGCCUGGAGCAUCGUAACAGGUGUCUACUGAAGCACUCCCAAACAGGGACACCAACCAGAAUAACGAAGCUCCACAAAGUGGUGUCUGGAUUUUCACUGAAGUCCUGUGCCCUUUCUAAUCUGGCUUGCAUUAGGGACGUUUUCCCUGACACAGCGUUUGCCGACAGCAACAUCGCCAGCGUCAUGACUCCGGAUGCCUUUGUCUGUCGCCGAAUCUGCACUCAUCAUCCCGGUUGCUUGUUUUUUACCUUCUUUUCCCAGGAAUGGCCCAGAGAAUCUCAAAGAAAUCUUUGCCUCCUUAAAACAUCUGAGAGUGGAUUGCCCAGUACACGCAUUAAAAAGAGCAAAGCUCUUUCCGGUUUCAGUCUACAGACCUGCCGGCACAGCAUCCCAGUGUUCUGCCAUUCUUCAUUUUACCAUGACACUAACUUCUUGGGAGAGGAACUGGAUAUUGUCGCUGUGAACGGUCACGAGGCCUGCCAGAAACUGUGCACCGAUGCCGUCCGCUGCCAGUUUUUUACCUACACCCCAGCUCAGGCAUCCUGCAACGAAGGGAAGGGCAAAUGUUACUUAAAGCUUUCUUCAGACGGAUCUCCGACUAAAAUACUGCACAUGAGAGGAGGCAUCUCUGGCUACACAUUAAGGUUGUGUAAAAUGGAUAAUGAGUGUACCACCAAAAUCAAGCCGAGGAUCGUUGGAGGAACUGCGUCUGUUCGUGGCGAGUGGCCAUGGCAGGUGACUCUGCACAUCACCUUACCCACUCAGAGACACCUGUGUGGAGGCUCCAUCAUUGGAAACCAAUGGGUAUUAACAGCUGCUCACUGUUUCUAUGGGGUGGAGUCACCUAAGAUUUUGCGUGUCUACAGUGGCAUUUUAAAUCAAUCUGAAAUAAAAGAGGAUACAUCUUUCUUUGGAGUUCAAGAAAUAAUAAUACACGAUCAAUAUAAAAUGGCAGAAAGUGGGUAUGAUAUUGCCUUGUUGAAACUGGAAACAACAAUGAAUUACACAGAUUCUCAACGACCCAUAUGCCUGCCUUCAAAAGGAGAUAGACAUGUCAUAUACACUGAUUGCUGGGUGACUGGAUGGGGGUACAGAAAAUUAAGAGACAAAAUACAAAAUACUCUCCAGAAAGCCAAGAUACCCUUAGUGGCCAAUGAAGAGUGCCAAAGGAGAUACAGAGGACAUAAAAUAACCCAUAAGAUGAUCUGCGCGGGCUACCGGGAAGGAGGGAAGGACGCUUGCAAGGGAGAUUCGGGCGGCCCCCUGUCCUGCAAACAUGACGAGGUGUGGCACCUGGUAGGCAUCACAAGCUGGGGCGAAGGCUGCGCUCAGAGGGAGCGGCCAGGCAUUUACACCAACGUGGUCGAGUACGUGGACUGGAUUCUGGAGAAAACUCAAGCAGCGUGAACGUGUUCCCAGGGGCCAUUUGAGUCCAUGGAGCACAAGGAUUUGCUGGGAGAGGGUGCUGAUGUCACUGAGGAAGGCUGUGCCAGCCUGCUUCCUCCACAGUAACACCCGGAAGGGGCUCGGUGUUUGCAGGGAAAUGCCAAAAGGAAACCAACUGCCACGAGCUGUCCUUUCCAAAACUGCCGCUCCGCACUCACGUAGCUUGUUUCAGCAUGCGGCCUCCUUGUUUUUGAUCGCACUUCUAUGGAGCCCAGGAAUUACCAUAAAGCACUAUUUCCGAAGAUUAAUAUAUAGAGAGGUAUACCAGAAAAUAGCCAAGUAGUGGCAGCAGGGACCCGAUAGAAGAACUGAUCAAAGAAGCCACCAUAAAUAGAUUUGGUCAAUGGGAAAUGAACACGGGAAGAAAGGAGAACAGAGACAGUCGUCAUCAUUUUGCAGAAUCUACACGCUGCCUGUGUGAACACAUGUCUUUUGUAAAGAAAGAAUUUGAUUGCAUUUAAUGGAAGAUUUUCAGAAUAGUCAGGAAUUCUUAUCAUUUCCGUUUUAAAAUAUAUAUUUUUUUAAAAAUCAGUUUGGGUAGACAGAAGAGUGAAUGUGAAGACACCAGAAUUUCUGCAUGGAAGAGGAUUAUGAGCAGCAAUUUACUUGGAAGUGGUGCCUUAGGACCAAUUCUGAAGAUACCCUUUCCUGAAAAAUGAUUUGUGAUGGACUGUAUAUUUAUUUCAAAUAUUUUGGGAAGGGGAGGCUGAUGUGGAUGGGGAAGCAUGGUCAAGCUCCCUAAGACAAGCUGCUACGGUGACUGUGGGCUCCCAAAGGCCAGACCAUGUGUUUAUUUCACAAACCCCGACAGACUGCAUCCAUACUACAGAGAAAAAGCAAUUUGGGAACAAAUGGAUGGUUACAGUCAAGUCUUCAGCAAGCAGCUCCCUGUAUUCUAAGUACUGAGAUUUUUCUGUUUAGUGCAACUAUUUAUCUGAUUAUUGUUGUGAGCUAUCCAAUAACCUAGAAUUUGAACCGUCACCACAUAGCUUUCAACCUGUGCCAACAAUUCAUCCAAUGUAAAAAAA
Molecule: messenger RNA, 3349 nt
Organism: Sapajus apella (tufted capuchin)
Lineage: Eukaryota; Metazoa; Chordata; Mammalia; Primates; Cebidae
Gene: F11
Product: coagulation factor XI
Exons: 15
Coding region: 405-2282 (625 amino acids)
Biological process (GO): proteolysis
Cellular component (GO): extracellular region
Molecular function (GO): protein binding; serine-type endopeptidase activity
Source: RefSeq, a predicted model, not a curated record